AUGAAUCAAAGUUUCACGCAAGGCUACUAAAAAUCCUCUGCAAGAGAACGAUCACCUGUGCCAACUAUUGAACAAGCUCUAAACGAUAAAUUAAAGGCGAUUAACGAUUUACAGUCAAAAGAGCAAGAAUUUGCUACUAAAGUAGCUCUAUAUGAGUAGAAAAUUCAUCUUUUGGAGAUGCAAUUGAGAGAGGCUGAUGAAAGAGAGUAAAAUCAGAAAAAGCUCUAUGAUAAAAUGUUCCAAGCUAUAGAGGAUUCAAAUGGAACUCCGAAUUCUCAUAGACGUGGCGGCAAUUCUUCAAGAGAUGGUUUUAAUUCAUCUAUUGGAGGCAGAGAGGUAGAUUAUCUACAUAAAUAAGUGCAAGAGCAACUCUAAGAAAAAAUUGGUGAUCUAGAGUAUUAGCUCGGACUUAAAAUAUAGGAGGUCAGUUAAUUAAUGCAAAAUGAGAGUGAACUGAAAAUAAAGAAUCAAAAAGAUAUAGAUGUGCAUGUCGAAUACAAAAAAGAAAAAGAGCAAUAUAUUGGAAAAUUAGAGAGGCAAUUAAGCGAUAGAGAAUAUGAUAUCAAUUAGUUUAAUAUGCGCACGAAGAAUUUUGAAGAUGAAAUAAAACACUUAAACUAAAAAAUCGAUGACUAAGAGUUCUCAUACUCUCGGGAGUAUGAUAAGAAAUUUGAGGAGUUGAAGAAAAUGUAUACUGAUUAGAUUGAAAAGCAAAAAAAAAUUUAUAUGAGUCAAUCUAACGAUUAAGAUGUAAUUGAAUAGUUAAGAGAUGAGUUGAGGAAACUUGCUCAUGAAAAAAUUCUUUAGGAGGAAUCUAUUUAGAGAUUAGAAACAUAAAUAUCAAGAGUUAAAGAAAAGAAUAAGGACUUGAAAUAAAAGAGAAUUGAUUUGGAGUAAUCUGAGAAAAGAAUGGCUUAAUUUUUAGCUGAAAGAGACAGAGAGCUGGAGAGAGAAAAAGGUUAGGCAAAACUGAGAAUUCAAAAAUUAGAAAACAAACUCCAAAAGAAGAAGGAUAAGAUAAGAGGCAUGAUAUUCGAUUUCCAAGAAAAAGACUAAGAAAUUGAAAGAAUGAAGGAUGAGUUACAAAAUUUGAGGGAGAAAAUAAGGUCACUGAACAAGAAAAUAAAAGAUGAAAGGAAAACUAAGUUGUAGCUUGAAAUACAAUCACAAAUUCUUUAAUAACAGAAGAGCAGAACUGCCUUGAAUUAAGAAUGCGACUUUGAAGAUUGCAUUGAUGAGGAGUGUGUUGAUCCUUGCAAAAAUGUAUAAAAUGACUAAAAUAGAACUUUCAAUGGAUGUAUAAGUGGGAGAAGAAAAAGCAUUGAAAAAAGUAGACUUUCAUUGAAAUUAUCUGGAAGUCCACUUACUAGUGAUCUUAGAAGAUCCUUAAAAGAUGUUGCCUAUCUCACUCCAAAUAAGAGUAGUAGAAGCUUUAUCAAUCAAAACUAACAAUCAAUUCAAAUUGACACUAAACUAUUUAGAAUGAUUGAAAAUUGUGUAAAAAUGGAAUGCUCAGGCUGUAGAAAGCUAAUCCCAACGCAUCAGUUUUAUGAGCAUAUCAGUAAAAAUAAUGCACAAUGUCAUAAUCAAGGAAACAUGAGUACUAAUAGAAGUUAAAUUCUCACAGGAUUGUUUAAUACAAAAAAUUUGGAUGGAUAGGGUAAUAUGAGAUAUAAUAAUAGUCUGUGCGGUAUUAACACAACUUCAAAUAGCAUGAUUCUAGGACCUUAGAAUUUGAGUCAAAGUUACCUGAUACCUAAUCACAUUAAUCAAACCUAGUUCCUAGGUAAUUUUAGCGAUGAGGAAAAUAUGAAGUAAUCUUACCCUUCUUUUCUGAAUGAAAAAAUGAUGAACUAACCUCUUGGUGAUAUUUCUAAUGAAAUUAACACUGAAAGAACAGCAAAUAAGGUUGUAUUCUUAGAAGAAAAGCUAAGAAAAGCAGAUGAGCUGUUAAGAGAAUCUGCAAUUGAAAUAAAAAGUUUAAGAGAAGAUAAAGAUAAGAUUAGAUUAGAUCUAGAUAGAACAAAAUUACUUCUAGAAUAAACUUAAACAUAAUUAGCGUUAGUAGAAGAAAAGAAAGCUGAAAAUGAACUUGAAAUGAAAAAAGAAAUUAAGUAUUUACUAGAAUCAUGGUUGCAACAGAAAAAUCAGAACUUGACUUAGAAUCUAAAUUAAACUACUAAUGGAUAGGGAAAACAAAAUUAAUUUACUUAGAACUAAUCAAAUAUUCUCAAGAAAUACAUGCUAAAUCAAGGAAGUCAUAAUCAUAGCAAUUUUAGUGGCCCAGAGGGAUUCGAUAGUAUGUACGAAAAUGAUGAGGGAGAAGUGAUGAUAUUCCCAGAUAUGGAAAACACUGAUGAUCCCAACUGUUCAAAUGUAGUGCAUAGAGGUAAAAGAAAGCAUACUACAAAUAAUAACUCAGUUAUAACCAAUUUCAAUCCACUUAUUGCCUUAGACACUUGUGAUAAUUAACUUUAUGAUGGAAGUUAAUUCAACUCACAUCAAAUAAAUUCAAGUUCCCAACUUCCAUCAUAGAUUGGAACUUAGAGAUAAAAAUAACUCAAUAUGAAAUAAUCUUAAGAAUAGCUUAUAAUUCUUUAGUAGUUGCAGCCCAAUCAAUAAACUUAGCUUACCUCUUCAUAGAAUAGCCAUCUUACGUCUGUUUCUAGUGGAAGUUUAGAGGAAAAUGUAAUAUAUCAUCAAGCAAGAGCAAAUAAUCAGCAGAAUUUCGAUUCAAGUUAGAACAUUCACUCAAGAAUGAAUGGAGUGUAAUAAUAUGGUUAGGGUCAUUUCUAUCAAACUUAUUUGAGUGGAUAACCAUAAAAUUUAAACUAUGUUGAGUAGUCUUAAAAAGCACUAACUAGUAGACCAUUCGAAACAGCUCUAAUAGCUAUGAGUGAGUCAACUACACCAACCUCAAUAUAAAAUAAACUCAAAUCGCAUCAGUUGCAAUAAUAGCAAUACCUGUCAACUCAAAAUAGCUUACAAAUGAAUCAGUAUAAUUUACCCCAAAAUACCUAAAACUAGAUAUCUUCUCAUUUGAUUCAUAAAAGUCAAUCUCAUACCAGCAGCUAGCUAAAUAUAAAUUAAGGAAACAAGAUUUAAUACUAUCAUCAAUUGUAGUAAUAGUAAUUACAACAACAAUAAUAAUAGGUACAAUCAUAAUUGUAAAACAGACAAAAGUUUUAAAGAUAAUGA
Stylonychia lemnae is the source of this 3198-nucleotide messenger RNA. Lineage: Eukaryota; Ciliophora; Spirotrichea; Sporadotrichida; Oxytrichidae. The record is from the annotation of a GenBank genome assembly.